This is a messenger RNA of Styela clava, 2247 nucleotides long. NCBI's taxonomy places the organism in Eukaryota, Metazoa, Chordata, Ascidiacea, Stolidobranchia, Styelidae. The record is from RefSeq and is a predicted model, not a curated record.
AUGUCGGCUAUUGGAAUUGAUCUUGGGACAACAUAUUCAUGCGUUGCUGUGCACAGGAAUAAAAGAAUUGAAAUCGUUCCCAACGAUCAAGGUAAGAGAUUAACACCUUCUUGUGUUUCAAUUUCUGACACUGAAUUGUUGACAGGAGAGGCUGCAUUAGAGGAAAUUCCAUUCAAUUUUGAAAACACCUUGUUCCAAAUUAAGCGACUCAUCGGCCGAAACUAUGAUGAUCCGAAUGUACAAGAAGACUCAAAGCUAUGGGGUUUCAAAAUAAUAAAUGAAGAUAAUAAACCAAAAAUACAAGUGAAUUACAAUAAUGAUUCGAAGAUAUUUGAACCUGAGGAAAUUAGUGCCAUGAUACUAAAACAAUUGAAAACUUCCGCUGAGGAUUAUAUGGGGGAAAAAAUCACUGAUGCCGUCAUAACCGUACCAGCUUAUUUUAACAAUUCUCAGCGUAAAGCUACCCUUAAAGCUGGAAGAAUAGCCGGUCUCAAAGUUCUACAAAUGAUAAAUGAACCGACGGCUGCGGCUAUUGCCUACGGACUAGAUAGAGAGAAACACGACAAGCGAAACGUUUUGAUUUUUGAUCUUGGAGGUGGAACAUUUGAUGUGACACUAAUCACAAUAAAAGAUCGAGUGUUUGAUGUUAAAGCUACAGGAGGAGAUACCCAUAUGGGAGGAGAGGACUUCAAUAACAGACUGGUAGAACAUUUUGUUGAAGAAUACAGAAAGCAAACUAAAGUUGAUAUAUCAGGAAAUAAGAGAGCUAUGAGCCGACUUCGAGUUAAAUGUGAAUCAGCUAAGAAAACGCUAUCUGUAUCUAUGGUAGCAAAAGUUCAAAUAGACGCCUUAUACGAAGGCAACGAUUUAAAAGCAACCAUAACACGAGAUACAUUUGAGCGAUUGAACUACGAUUACUUUGAACAAACAAUUACGACGGUUGAAACUACAUUGCUGAACGCAGGAUUUAAUAAAAAAGAGGUUGACGAGGUUGUAUUGGUUGGGGGGUCAACUCGAAUACCAAAACUACGAAAGAUGAUCCAAGAUUUUUUCGAUGGGAAAGAAUUGUACAAAACCAUAAAUCCGGAUGAAGCAGUGGCAUACGGAGCAGCCGCCCUUGCUUAUAAUCUUAGCAAGUAUAAAUCUGAAAAAGUAAAAGAAUUUAUUCUUCAUGACAUUGUUCCUUUGCCACUUGGUAUCAACGUUCAUGGUGAUAUUAUGUCAGUGGUUGUGAAGAAAAAUUCAAAAAUUCCAUCCAAACACUAUACGUCAGUAACCACUGUAGCUGAUAAUCAAACGCAACUUAAGUUUUCGGUGUAUCAAGGCGAAAGAGCGGCUUCCAUGCACAACAAACACUUAGGGUCAUUUGUUCUAUCGGGCAUUCUUCCUGCUCCACGUCGAGUACCCAGCAUAGAUGUGUGCUUUGAUAUCGACCCCAGUGGUGUUUUAAAAGUUACAGCUACAGAUGAAAUUACUGGAAACAAAAAAAAAUUGCGACUCGGUGCUGACACAAUAAAACUCACUCUAGAUGAGAUAGAUUUCAUGGUGCGCGAAGGGGAAAAAUUCAGAAUGGAGGACAUUGAGCACAAAAACGUUGCACAACUGAGAAUAAGACUAGAAACGUUGGUUUACAACACUGAAGAAUCUGUCAUAUCUCUAGAAUGUCAAGGAAAAUUAGCCAAACAAGAAAAAGAUGUAUUGCUUGAAAAAUGUCGGGCAGUCUAUGAAUGGCUUAGACUGAACAAGAAAGCUCCAAAGAAAAGUAUAAUGGAUAAACAAAUUGAAUUUCAGAAUUGUUCUUAUCCAAUAUUUAGAAGAAUAUGUGGAGCUGAGAAGGAUCUCAAUAAAACAAAAAAGGAUUUUGAAGACAAUAUCACAUCGGUGGAAAGGGAAAUUCAAGAUAUCUGGCCUUCCGGCUUGAAAAAUGAGAAAAGAUAUAUCGAAAGAGAAUGCUACUAUGCUAGGGAAUUUCUGAUAUUAAACAAAAACGCAACAAUAGAAGAAAUAAAAAAAAGCUACAAUGCAUUCGCAAGUGAAGUCUACCCAAUUUUAGAAAUACUUAAAGAUGGAAAUUUGGAAGAUCUCAAUGAAACAAAAAAAGAGCUUGAAGAUCAUGUCGGAUGGGUGGAAAGGGAAAUGCAUGCAUGUUCUUCCAGCUUGAGAAAUGAGAAAAGAUUUCUUGAAAGAGUAUGCUACGAUAUUAGGCAAUUUCUGAUAUUAAACGAAGUAGGUGAAUAUCUGCAAUGA